Peronospora belbahrii is the source of this 303-nucleotide messenger RNA. The record is from the annotation of a GenBank genome assembly. NCBI's taxonomy places the organism in Eukaryota, Oomycota, Peronosporomycetes, Peronosporales, Peronosporaceae.
AUGUCUGCAGUCCUUCGUACCGUUGUUCGCUACCCGUUGACUGCGUUCGCGGGUCGUGCUGGUGCUCAACGUUUUCUAUGGAUAAAGGUUCAUGAUGGUCAGGACCCAAGUCGUAUUGCUAGUCGUAUGCAAACGAUCUUGGCUGAGGAUGGUUCACUAAAAACCCUGGCACUUAAGCGAUUUCAUGAAAAGAAAUGGCAGAAACGUAAACGUAAAGCUGAAGAACAAAAUAUCCGACGUGCUAAUCGACGCGUUGGUUCUAUGAUUGAUUUUAUCCUUCGUCGCAAGCAAUCGGGUCAUUAA